Messenger RNA from Panicum virgatum (switchgrass), 4864 nucleotides. Its product is annotated as pentatricopeptide repeat-containing protein At4g02750. The transcript is spliced from 8 exons. Gene Ontology annotation, molecular function: zinc ion binding; protein binding; RNA binding. Gene Ontology annotation, biological process: RNA modification. NCBI's taxonomy places the organism in Eukaryota, Viridiplantae, Streptophyta, Magnoliopsida, Poales, Poaceae. The record is from RefSeq and is a predicted model, not a curated record. The coding region runs from base 246 to 2504 and encodes 752 amino acids.
UUUGUAGCUCGGCACUGGCUGCCGCCGCUGCCCUCCAGUCCGCCUCCCUCAACGGAUCCGGCGGCCGGCGACCGCCCUCCUCCCUCCUCCCUCCCAGGCAGCUGCCUCGGCACCUGGUUCCGCGCGGCUGCGCGGGCUUGCCGCUCCACCUCGCCGAGCGCGCCGCCGCGGGGUCCUCCUCGCCACCCUUGAGGCCUUGAACCGACAAAUCAAAGUAUUACACCUCAGUUCGAAAAAAACCACCCAUGCUCCCUUCGCGCCAUCUCCGCGCCGCCGCGCGGCAGCGAAGCCCUCGGCCCCCGGCCGGUGCUGGAGACACCUCAUUCUCGGCCAAGCCCGACGCGGAGGUGAUCCGGCGGAACAAGGCCAUCACGGCCCACAUGCGCGCUGGCCGCGUCCCGGACGCCGAGCGCCUCUUCGCCGCGAUGCCACGCCGCUCCACCUCCACCUACAACGCCAUGCUCGCCGGGUACGCUUCCAACGGCCGUCUCCCGCUGGCAAUCUCCUUCUUCCGCUCCAUCCCGCGGCCCGACACCUUCUCCUACAACACGCUCCUCCACGCGCUGGCGGUGUCCUCGUCCCUGGCCGACGCGCGAAGCCUGUUCGACGAAAUGCCCGUGAAGGACUCCGUGUCCUACAACGUCAUGAUCUCGUCUCACGCCAACUAUGGGCUUGUAUCACUCGCGCGACACUACUUUGAUCUUGCACCGGAGAAGGAUGCUGUUUCGUGGAACGGCAUGCUUGCUGCGUAUGUGCGGAAUGGAAGGAUUCAAGAGGCAAGGGGGCUGUUUGAUUCAAGGACAGAGUGGGAUUCAAUUUCUUGGAACGCUUUGAUGGCUGGGUAUGUGCAGUGGGGUCAGAUGGCUGAAGCACAGGAGAUGUUUAAUAGAAUGCCACAGAGAGAUGUCGUGUCUUGGAACACUAUGGUAUCUGGUUAUGCAAGGAGGGGUGAUAUGAUGGAGGCGAGAAGAUUCUUUGAUGCGGCUCCAAUUAGGGACGUGUUCACAUGGACAGCAGUUGUGUCUGGGUAUGCACAAAAUGGGAUGCUCGAAGAGGCUAGGCGGGUGUUUGAUGCCAUGCCAGAGAAGAAUGCUGUGUCGUGGAAUGCAAUGAUGGCAGCAUAUGUCCAGCGGAGGAUGAUGGAGGAGGCGAAUCGGUUGUUUGAUGCCAUGCCCUGCAGGAAUGUGGCUUCGUGGAAUACAAUGUUGACAGGGUAUGCUCAGGCUGGGAUGUUGGAGGAGGCAAGGAAAAUUUUUGACACCAUGCCACAGAAAGAUGCAGUCUCAUGGGCUGCAAUGCUGGCUGCAUAUUCGCAGGGUGGUUUCAGUGAGGAAACCCUGCUGUUGUUCAAAGGGAUGGGGCGUUGUGGUGAGUGGGUGAACAGGUCAGCAUUUGCUUGUGUUUUGAGCACGUGUGCUGACAUUGCUGCACUUGAGUGUGGAAUGCAGCUGCAUAGUAGGUUGAUUAAGGCUGGUUAUGGUGUGGGCUGCUUUGUGGGGAAUGCACUCCUAGCUAUGUACUUCAAAUGUGGGAACAUGGAGGAAGCUCACAAUGCAUUUGAGGAGAUGGAGGAGAGGGAUGUUGUUUCAUGGAAUACUAUGAUUGCAGGCUAUGCGCGGCAUGGUUUUGGCAAGGAAGCACUUGAGGUUUUUGAUACAAUGAGGAAGACUUCUACCAAGCCAGAUGAUAUUACUUUGGUUGGAAUACUUGCAGCAUGUAGUCACUCUGGUUUGAUUGAGAAAGGCAUUUCAUACUUCUAUUCAAUGCACCACGAUUUUGGUGUGACAGCGAAACCUGAACAUUACACUUGUAUGAUAGACCUUCUUGGACGGGCUGGAAGAUUGGAUGAAGCAGUUAAUCUUAUGAAGGACAUGCCUUUUGAGCCUGACUCUACCAUGUGGGGUGCGUUACUUGGUGCUAGUAGGAUCCACCGCAACUCUGAACUAGGCAGGAGUGCAGCUGAGAAAAUAUUUGAGUUGGAACCUGAAAAUGCUGGCAUGUAUGUCUUGCUUUCAAAUAUAUAUGCAUCCUCUGGCAAAUGGCGUGAUGUGGACAAGAUGAGAGUUAUGAUGUAUGAGCGUGGUGUGAAGAAGGUUCCAGGAUUCAGUUGGAUUGAAGUGCAGAACAAAGUCCACACUUUCUCAGUGGGUGAUUGUGUACAUCCUGAGAAAGAAGACAUAUAUGCUUUCCUGGAAGACCUGGACAUGAGGAUGAAAAAGGCAGGCUAUGUAUCUGCUACAGAUAUGGUUUUGCAUGAUGUGGAGGAGGAAGAGAAGGAGCACAUGCUCAAGUAUCAUAGCGAGAAGCUUGCUGUUGCUUAUGGUAUUCUUAAAAUUCCUCCUGGGAGGCCUAUCAGGGUGAUAAAAAACCUGAGAGUAUGCGAAGACUGUCAUACUGCUUUCAAGUAUAUAUCUGCUAUUGAGGGCCGGCUGAUCAUAUUGCGGGAUUCUAACCGUUUUCACCAUUUUAGAGAUGGUUCAUGUUCAUGUGGUGAUUACUGGUAAUGAUGAGUAGAUAUACGUACAAAGAAAUUCUAAAGGAAAUAUAGUGUACUGUGGUCUUGUGGAUGUCUUAAUCAUGAUCAUGCAAUGCAGACUACAGACAAACAUAGUUGGCAUCCUGAUGUCUGGAUCUGGCCAUGUUAGCCAUUAGGCCUCUUAUUUUAGUUCUGGUCCGAAAAGAUUAUCCUGGUGAUUUGCUAUGUUAACUGGGGAUUUCAGUUUUUUUUUUGUGAGUACUGAGAACCGUACCUCCAGAUGGAAAACACAAAAGGUUUCUAGAGAGAACAAAUCUACAGAGUGCAUGUUCUGGUCUCACAUGAACUUUACCUGGACAGUUAUGCUAGCAUUUGUCUGUUGGAGAAACCUUGGGGGAAAAAAAGAUGCAUCCAUUGUAAUUUGUCAAUAGGUAGAGGUCAGAGGGAGAACCAUCAGGUUAGGUGUGAAGUACUGAAAAAGAACAACCAUCUUGUUAUUAAUUUUGUACAGAUGAAGAAUAAAAAAAAGAGGUGAAACUAUUUGCUUUCCUGUUAUCAGGUGCUUGGAGUAUUCAAAGGAUUGUGCUAUUCAGUGAAACAUUAUCCAUUGACUUGAAUAUAACUGGUGUUGGCAAACCAAGCCAGAGAAUGCAACUGCAAGAAUAUAUUGUCAUGCCAUUUCUGUCAGAAUAACAUUGAUGUCAGAACAUAAAGGUUCUUCUAUCAGCUCAGGUACGCUUUGCAUAAUCAGUCAGGUUGCUAUCUGGUUGCAAAUAGAGUAUGAUGCGAAAACACUGGUUCAUAUCAUGCAUCUGAUCUAGUUGUAACAAGCAAAGAGCAGGUAACUCUUUGGAUUAAUAUUAAUGGAGCUGAAGAUUUUUUGUUCAUUCUGCUGGAUGGAUCUUCAGAGGCUGCACAUCUUUCUUUGAUUUUCAGGGAUCUGAGCUCGGCGAGACGUCGACGGCCUUCCUUGUCACUUCUCGCAGCCUCCAUCUCCGCUUGGUCACUCCUGCUCCCUUCUGUCAUCGCCUCAACGGCCCUCCGGUCCAUAGUCAAUCGCCACCUGACACUUUCCUCCAUCUCUCCGAGGGCAUUGGGUUUCUUGAUAGGAGACGGUAGCAGGCAAGAACCGGCUGUCAGCCGCCUAGCGGAUGGCUUGCCGCAGAAGCCUGCGCUGGGAUUCAAUAGCUUCUGGCAGAUUCCUGAUAAGAUUCAAAACUCUCUCAAGGUGCAUUUUGGGCGUUUCUUGAAGAAGGAUGCUGCUGGCUGCGGUAUGAAUGCUAAAAUGCCAUCAGAGAUGGGGAAAGAGUUGCGCAUUGCUGCUGCUGAGGUUAGCUUGGACAGGCGGCUCCAAGCUUGGAGGAACAAUCCUAGUUGGACUGACAAGCCGCCAGAAAUCAAGAUAUGCAUGAUAAUUUGUUCUUGCACACUUCUCUCUCAGCAUCAAGAGUGAUUGUUUACAUAUUCCCUCGACUCAUGACAUUAUUGAAGAUGCAUUAGAAUUGCCUGCUAUUCUGGAAAAGUUAGCCUUUUGCACGAAAUUCCAGUAAUGAAAAAAUGAUACCACCGGAUGCUGUAUACAACAUCAUAAUUGACCCAGAGAACAAGAGGGUGUUAAAAAAUAUAAAGGAAGUAAUAUCAAGAAAAGUCUUGCUUGAGAAAGGGUCAAGGCAAGUAGUUGAAGUGGAGCUGGCAGCAACUGGAAAUUCCUCUGGUGGUCUGGCGUCUUGUCAGUUCAUGUUUUUUCUGACCAGAACAGAAAAAAUCAUACUGUUAAGUUUAAACAAGGACGAACAGGUUUUAUGAGAAAGUUUGAGGGUUGCUGGAGGAUAGAACCCAUAUUUGUAGACAAGGAAGUAUGCCUUCCUCUUCAUCCAUGCUCUCUGGAAGAAUAUGAAUCCUGUACUGGUGGCAGGGGCAGAGUUACAUCUGCCAUUACCCUGGAUCAGCUUAUCGAGCCUGCCCUUUUACCCCCGCCACCCAUCUCUUGGUAUUUGAGAGGGAUCACCUCAAGUCAGGGACAACUGACAUGCUGGUGAACGACCUGAUAGCAGAAACUGCUCGGUUGCGAGGCAUCUCAUUCAGUGCAGAUGGCGGUGCAAGUGAAAGUCCUCCAGGAAGUGAGUGUGGUGAAAUUAAGGAAAGGUGGCGACAGAGAAGAAAAAGGGGACGGCAUGGAAACUCCCUUAGACUAACAAGUCAAAUGUGGUAAGGUAAACGCUAUGUGAAUGCUGAUUUUAGAACAGGUUUAGUUUAUGUCUGAUAUCCUAAUGUUCAGGUUUUUGUUGUCGUAGAUGAUAUGGCGUAAGAUGGCUCUUUGUGAACAUGUACUGAGCUGAUUGUUCAACAGUAUAUAUGUCUGAUAUGAAUAAUUUUACCUCUGUUGAA